Molecule: messenger RNA, 5608 nt
Organism: Brienomyrus brachyistius
Lineage: Eukaryota; Metazoa; Chordata; Actinopteri; Osteoglossiformes; Mormyridae
Product: FERM domain-containing protein 4A-like
Exons: 24
Coding region: 336-3446 (1036 amino acids)
Biological process (GO): establishment of epithelial cell polarity
Cellular component (GO): adherens junction; cytoskeleton; bicellular tight junction
Source: RefSeq, a predicted model, not a curated record
UUGGAUGCAAAGAUACAGCUCUUCCAGGGCGUGGGUAGGACUCCGCACAGGCCGGGCCUUUGGGCAGGAGGAGCUGCUACAUCAGCGCUACAUCUGACCCUCUGAGAAACCUCACUGGAACGGCGCCUCUGCUCAGGAACAGCAAGCCAACCCAGAAGCGGUUAGUGUCAGUGGGAAACUUUCCUUUGAGACAUUCGAGGUCUCAUUAUGCUGCCCUUCAGCCUGACGGGGAGCCAGGAGACAUUCUGAGACAUGGGGAGAUGAAGCCAAGGGCCACCGGUUGGGGGUAGAACGUGCUGCAGGCAUCAGCUCUUACAUAGCAGGCUGGAGACAUCAUGACCAGCGUGCUCUGUGCCUAUAAGGAUCUUCUCCUCCCUGGACGAGGCAUCUUGUGGAGCCUGGCCUCCAUCGCCCUGAGACGUUGGCAGCUUGGGAACCUCAGGGCAUGGUUCCCCAAGGCCAUGUACCAGAUGACGGAGGGCCGCCGUUGCCAGGUCCACCUCCUUGACGAAAGAAAGCUGGAGCUCCUUGUGCAGCCCAAACUGAUGGCGAAGGAGCUCCUGGACCUGGUGGCCUCCCACUUCAACCUGAAGGAGAAGGAGUAUUUUGGAAUAUCGUACACUGAUGAAACGGGCCACUUCAGCUGGCUGCAGUUGGACCGUCGAGUUUUGGAGCACGAGUUCCCCAAGAAAUCUGGGCCUGUGGUUCUGUUCUUCUGCGUCAGGUUUUACAUCGAGAGUAUAUCGUACCUGAAGGAUAAUGCAACUAUUGAACUGUUUUUCCUCAAUGCAAAGUCUUGUAUCUACAAGGAGCUCAUUGAUGUUGACAGUGAAGUGGUCUUUGAACUGGCCUCCUACAUACUGCAGGAGGCCAAAGGCGACUUCACAAGCAACGAAGCAACGAGGGCUGAUCUGAAGAAGCUUCCAGCGUUGCCGACCCAGGCGCUGAAGGAGCACCCCUCGCUAGCCUACUGUGAGGACCGUGUCAUCGAGCACUACAAGAAGCUCGGGGGUCAGUCCAGGGGCCAAGCCAUCGUCAAUUACAUGAGCAUAGUGGAAUCCCUGCCAACAUAUGGAGUCCAUUACUACGCCGUGAAGGACAAACAGGGCAUCCCCUGGUGGCUGGGCCUGAGCUACAAGGGUAUCUUCCUGUACGACUAUCAGGACAAAGUAAAGCCACGCAAGGUCUUCCAGUGGAGGCAGUUGGAGAACCUCUACUUCCGAGAGAAGAAGUUUUCCGUGGAAGUCCAUGAUCCUCGCAGGGCGUCGGUGAGCCGGCGUACCUUCGGUCACAGUGGCAUCACGGUGCACACGUGGUACGCCUGCCCCGCCCUCAUCAAGUCCAUCUGGGCCAUGGCCAUCAGCCAGCACCAGUUCUACCUGGACAGGAAGCAGAGCAAGUCAAAAAUCCAUGCGGCACGGAGCCUGAGUGAGAUUGCCAUUGACCUGACAGAGACAGGCACGCUGAAGACCUCCAAGCUGGCCAACAUGGGCAGCAAGGGCAAGAUCAUCAGCGGCAGCAGUGGCAGCCUCCUGUCCUCAGGCUCACAGGAGUCGGACAGCUCGCAGACAGCCAAGAAGGACAUGCUGGUCGCGCUGAAGGCCAGGCAGGAGGCGCUGGAGGAGACGCUCCGGCAGAGACUGGAGGAGCUCAGGAGCAUCUGUAUCCGUGAGGCGGAGCUGACAGGAAAGCUACCUAAGGAGUACCCCCUGGAUCCCGGAGAGGAGCCGCCCACUGUCCGCCGCAAGAUCGGCACAGCCUUCAAGCUGGAUGAGCAGAAGAUCCUGCCCAGGGGGGAGGAGGAGGAGCUGGAGCGGCUGGAGCGGGAGUUUGCCAUCCAGUCGCAGAUCACAGAGGCGGCACGGAGGCUGGCCAGCGACCCCCACGUCACCAGCAAGAGGCUGAAGAAGCAGCGCAAGGCGUCCUACCUGAAUGCCCUGAGGAAGCUGCAGGACAUCGAGAACGCCAUCAAUGAGUACCGCGUGCGCUCCGGCAAGAAGCCCACACAGAGGGCCUCGCUCAUCAUGGAGGAGGCUAACAUUGGUUCUGAAGACAGCUCCCUGUCCGAUGCCCUGGUUUUGGAUGAUGACGACUCCCAGGUGACAGGGACCUUCUCCCCGACGGCAUCUCCCCACCGCGGCUUGCCCCCCCGGCCCCCGGGGCAUGGCCGGCCCCCACCCCCGCAGUCCCUGGAUGGCCUGCGGCACCCACACUACCAGUGCAGUGACUAUGACAAGUCACCCAUUAAGCCCAAGAUGUGGAGCGAGUCCUCGCUGGACGAGCCCUAUGAGCGUGCCAAGAAGCGCACCUCCCACAUCCACUCCAGCAGCCACAGGAGCUUGCCCAGCAAGGGAGGCUGCUCCGAGGCUGGGGGCAGCAGCCCCCUGCAACGCAGCCCCAUUCGGGGCUCUCUCCAGUGGAGCUUGCAGUCCAGCUUGCCCUCCACGCCCAACCUGAGGACCCGGGGCCCUCACUGCGUCCAGUCCACCAGGUCCGUGGACCUCAGCCCUACAAGGCUACACAGUCUGGCUCAGCACUUUCGGAACCGCAGCUCCAGCCUGGAGUCGCAGAGUAAGCUGUUGGACCCGGAGUCGGGCAGCCCAGACUUUUGUGCGCCGGCAGCACAUGGCAGCAAUGGCUCAGACCUGCCGGACGACUGCUCGUCCUGCACCAGCCACUCCAGCUCAGAGCACUGCUACCCAGCGUCCGGCAGCACCAACUACUCCACGCUGGCUGAGGACUCGCCCUCCAAGGCCCGGCAGAGGCACCGCUCCACCGGGCAGCUCGGCUCGGCCAGCUCAGGCAGCAUGCCCAACCUGGCGGCCCAGAACGGCGGUGGCGGAGGCGUGGGUCACCGCGGCGUCUACCUGCACAGCCAGAGCCAGCCUUCGUCGCAGUACCGCAUCAAGGAGUACCCGCUGUACGUGGAGGGUGGUGCCACACCUGUGGUGGUGCGCAGUCUGGAGAGCGACCAGGAAGGCCACUACAGCGUCAAGGCCCAGUUCAAGACCUCCAGUUCGUACACGGCGGGCGGCCUCUACAAGGAGGCGUGGCGUGGCGCCGACGAGGCUAGCGAUGGUGCUGGGAGCCGCCUCACCCCGUCGCGCUCCCAGAUUGUACGGACGCCCUCACUGGGCCGCGAGGGUGGGGCCAGGACUGCUGUGUCGGAUGAACUGCGCUGCUGGUAUCAGCGCUCUUCCGGCUCGCUGAAGGAGCACGGUUCCCCCCGGCACAGCCGGCCAGGCAGCAGGAUGGGCACACUUGGCAGGAGCUCGCCAGCAGCCUCGCCGCAUAGCCAGAGGAGUGUCACUCUGUCCAGUGACUCGACCACCACACCACCAGCCAGCCCGCAGCACAUGGUCAACUGGCCCGGGGGAGACACUGCAGAAAGCUCUCCAGCUGACGAUCGCUCUCAGUCUCCAGCUCUCCAAAGUACAGACGAAUAGAGUUCUUUCAAAGACAACUGUUACCUGGACGGUCCGCAGUGGUAUGGGCGAGAGGCCAAGCCCAAGUCAGGGACCCUGGUGUGAAGCGACCUCCACCCUGGGGCCUCAGCCGGAUGCACUGUCUCCCCCCACCCCCCUGCGUCUGCCCACCUGAUAGUAUGAUGGGUUUAAUCCCUCCUCGGACCCCCCAGCAGCUGCUCUAAGCACAAGCAGGAGUCGUACAUCUGCCCACCUCAGCAGUCGGGCUUCGCAGCCUCUAUCCCGGUCCUGAAAUCUUGACACCCAGGAACCGCCUCCUGGUGGCCUGUCUGUGCUGCUACAGGAACUGCGUCCUGAUCAGUAAAAGCCCUAAAACCCUUCUGUUCUGGGUCAACAGAUGUUUUGUCCGUUGUCUUUUGUUUGAAAACCCAAUUCAUCAGUUGCCAGGGGGACCGACCGGAUGCUCUGACCGUGACUGAACAUUUUUUGGAUGACCCCUCCCCCCACCUGUCAUGGAAAUGAAGAUGGACUUGGCCCCCCCCCCCCCCCACCAAAGAUCCAGGCAGGACUGGAGCAAGGCUGGGCCCCUUCCCACACAUUGCCUGUCGUCUGCCGUGUCCACAAUCCCUCCACUCAUCUCCUCAAGGCUCCUUUCUGUCAGAAGCACAAAUGGAUUCCUGUGCCCUGUGCCCUGUGCUUAGCUGUACCCUCAGAAGGUCUGGUCAUCCUGGGAAUCUUCAGCGCUUUCAAUUGUGUCUUUAAUGUUAGUAAAGGCGAAUGGGCAGGUGCGUUUUUAUGGUCAUGCAGCAUAUUUCCUGCAAGGGGCGCUCACUAUAUAGGGACCUUGUAACAUCACACUGCUCAGGGUCCUGGAGUGAGGUUCAGAGCCCUCUUGUGGUGCUGGGCUGCACUGCAUGUAAACUCUUACUCCUCCUUCUGUCAAAGGUUGGAAGUGCAGAGGACCAAGCAGCUUGUCACUGAACAUGAGCAUCUAUAGUCAGGGAAACAUUCCACGUUUAUCUUUAAUAUCAAAGAAGCAAAUCAACAUUUACUGUCAAAUGCAUAUCCUUAGAUGUCUGGGUCCUCCACGUAUCCUCCUUAAAGGGUCAUCAUUCAUAUUCAACGACAAAAUCAAAACAUAUCAUCUGAAGAGGUGCUUCAUUUUGGAAGAGCAAGAUGGGGGCUCAACGUUACCCACCAGCUGUCCAUCAUAGCCCCGCCCUCUACUUUCAGAACAGAAACAGUGUCAUUCUGGGGAACGGAGGGCUGAUUUUUCCCUGACUGAUGGCUGCAUUUCUCAUCUACUCUCUUUGACCUGGACACCAUGGGAGGAUAGAAGCCAUACUUUAAGCAAAAGCAGGGUUUUUGUGGUUUUGUUUUGAAUUACAUCUUUCGUGUGAACAAAGUGCCAUGCCUGCUGUUCUCAUUCAUUCCGAAUGCAGAUGCUCUUCAUUUGUUAGAGCACGCUCCCCGUGCCUGGAGUGUAAGACGGAUUGGCUGUUUCAGUUACCUAACUAAAACCAUUUCAGAUAUUUUUCAGGAAAGUGAUCUUUUGCCAGCAGGGGGCGAUGUGCACCCUGUAAUUGUCACUGACGCUCUGAUAGCAGCUUGGUGCUUGAUUGGUAUGGCAGUAAACACAUAGAGGUAUGUUUCCUUGGUGCUACAGCGCACAGCACAUGCUGUAGCCAUUAGUGCUCCAGUUACGUGUAGCCACACCCCUGCGGUCUUUAUUGGUACUGUCCGGAGGCACCCCUCCCCAGUGAGACACUCCAUUCCGGCCAAUUUCGGGCAGGAACACUAGGGGCUCAAACCUCCUGACUAUUUUUUUAAACAGUGCCAGGUUUUUGUUUUGAUGCAACAAACGCUUGAAACGCAUUUCAUCUCCCACAGAUGGAGAAUCUCACACGCAGUCAUACGGUUUAGCAGACGAAGGCCGUCACUCACACUAUUGAACUUCCUUACCCAGACCUUUAAGGCUGACGAUGUAGGAUGACAGACUAUGUGGACAUUCAGGGGGGGAAAUACUCACUGUUAAGUUAUUCUUUUUUUUAUUAAGAAUUUGUAUAGUACCUUUACAAUUUUUGCAAACUGUGUUGUUGGUGACUGGUAUGGACUUUUCGGGACGAGACAAUUUGCUGGUUCUUAAGGUAAUGAAAAUAAAUUAUUGCUGAAUGUUCUCUAAA